AACUUGACGCAGGCCUGUACCUGCCGUAUGGUUAAAGUCCAGCACUCGCAGACUGAACUCGGUGUCGUUGGCUUCCGAAGUUAAAACCAGAAUGGCUCCGUUAAAGUUUUGUGCGAAUAUUUCCUGGCUGUUCACGGAGCUUCCGGACUUCAGCCAGAGAAUAUACGCGGCCGCCUCGGCUGGCUUUCGGGCUGUGGAGGCUGCCUGGCUCUACGACUCAGACCUGCAGGAGCUCCAGAAAGCCAGAGAGGCUACAGGAGUGGAGGUGGUCCUCAUCAACACCCCGCCCGGAGAUGUAAAGGCAGGUGAUCUCGGCCUUGGAGCUGUUCCUGGGAGAGAGAAUGAGUUCAGGCAGGGUCUGGAUCUGACUUUGAAGUAUGCAAGAGCUUUGAACUGCAAAAGGAUACACCUGAUGGCUGGUCGGGUUCCAGUGGACUCCCACAGAACAGCAGUUGCCAAGGAAAUGGAGUCCGUCUUUGUGCAGAACCUAAACUAUGCUGCUGAUAUCCUCUCAAAGGAAGGAAUCACUGGAUUGAUCGAGCCAAUCAACACCCGGAUCACGGACCCCAGGUAUUUUCUGGACUCCCCUCAUCAGGCGGCUGCAAUACUGGAUAAGGUUGGAAAGCCAAACAUUAAACUGCAAAUGGAUGUCUUUCACUGGCAAAUAAUGGACGGAAAUCUGACCCAAAACAUACAGAAGUUUUUCCCCAUAAUUGGUCACGUUCAGAUCGCCCAGGUUCCGGGCAGAAAUGAGCCGGACAGCGACGGAGAGCUCAGCUACAGCUACCUGUUCGACACGCUAGAAAACCUCGGCUACCAGGGGUACAUCGGCUGUGAAUACAAGCCGCUAGGUUCUACAGACGAGGGUCUAAGUUGGAUCAAACAAUACUGGACUCAGAAAAGGUGUUGAGGGCAAGCGACCGAACACAAAGCUGUCCUAAUGUUAGAUGCUCAGACACUGGCCUGUGGCCUUACGCCUUAGGAAAUCCCCCGAAAAUGGUUUCAUAUCUUGGAAAAUGGUGUUCUUAUCAGAGCUCAAGGAGGAUACACGUGUUUGUUCUUCCUUAUCAGCGUUGCGUCUCCGUAACUAUGGCAACUGCUGCAGACGCAACGGAACUAAAAGGAAAUAAUAAACCAAUGAUGUAUGUAUUUUAGAGUUUCCACCAGAGUAAAUGCAAAUAUGAUAAUGAACACACAGCCGUCUAAGUGCCACUGAAAGACCAGAGUUCAUAUUGGUCUUUGUUGUUUUAUAACAGAAUUUAAUCAAAUAUUUUUUUUCACAUCGUCUUAAGUGCAAUGAUUUAGUUUUUUUACUUGUAUAAUUUGUAUAAAUGUUACAGCUAUUUUGAUUGUGAACACUUAAAGUGUGAUAGUUGCCCUGGAUGACGCUCUUGAUGUUUUGUCUUAAAUGUACGCCGAUCCAGCAUAACAUUAUGACCACCUGGGGUCAUUAUGGGUUGAGAGGAGGGGCCUCUGUGGAUCAAGGUUGUUACAGGACGGAUACUUGAUCAGUUUGGGAUCUGGAGAAUUGGGAGGGCAGGUCAACA
Messenger RNA from Mugil cephalus (flathead mullet), 1547 nucleotides. RefSeq names its product hydroxypyruvate isomerase (gene hyi). Gene Ontology annotation, biological process: glyoxylate metabolic process. The transcript has 8 exons. NCBI's taxonomy places the organism in Eukaryota, Metazoa, Chordata, Actinopteri, Mugiliformes, Mugilidae. The record is from RefSeq and is a predicted model, not a curated record. Gene Ontology annotation, molecular function: hydroxypyruvate isomerase activity. The coding region runs from base 92 to 910 and encodes 272 amino acids.